Molecule: messenger RNA, 1213 nt
Organism: Triticum dicoccoides
Lineage: Eukaryota; Viridiplantae; Streptophyta; Magnoliopsida; Poales; Poaceae
Product: beta-1,3-galactosyltransferase pvg3-like
Exons: 1
Coding region: 1-1059 (352 amino acids)
Cellular component (GO): membrane
Molecular function (GO): hexosyltransferase activity
Source: RefSeq, a predicted model, not a curated record
AUGCUUCCGCUGCACCUCUCGCUGCGUCGUACUCUACUUCUCUGCAUAUCAACUGGAUUUGCACCGCGCAAGCCCUGCUCAGAAAUCGCAGAGUGGCGCACACCGUUCGCAAUGAAAUCGCAGCACAGGAAGCUCCCCACCCCGACGCCAUCCGUCUCGACGGCGACGCUCCUCCUGCUCCCGCUCGCGCUCCUCGCCGCCGUGCUCAUGGUCGUGUACCCCAACGAGUUCGCCCUUCAGUCGUCGCUCGCCGGCGCCGGCUGCCCCGACGGCGCCAGCGUCGCGGCGCGCCACGUCGUCGCGCAGGCGGCCCCGGACUUCCGGCUGCUCAUGGGCGUGCUGACCCUGCCGAGCCGGUACGAGCGGCGGCACCUGCUCCGCACGGUGUACGCGCUCCAGCAGCCGAACCUGACGGCGCGCGUCGACGUCCGCUUCUUCUUCUGCCGGAUCGAGUCGGAGGAGCAGCGCCUGCUGGUGGCGCUGGAGGCGAUGCGGUACGGCGACGUGGUGGAGCUGGACUGCCCGGAGAACAUGGACAACGGCAAGACGCACUCCUACUUCUCCAGCGUGCCGGCGCUCUUCGGCGCCGAGGCCUACGACUUCGUGAUGAAGGCCGACGACGACACCUUCUUCCGGCUGCCGCAGCUGGCGGAGUCGCUCGGCCGCGCGCCCAGGGAAGACCUCUACUACGGCUGCAUGGUGCCGUGCGACUACGUGCGCGGGUGGAACGAGUACAUGUCCGGCAUGGGGUACGUCAUCUCGUGGGACCUCGUGGAGUGGAUCGUGGCGGCGGCGGACCGGAUCAGGAACCACACGGCCGGGCCGGAGGACAGGACGCUCUACUCCUGGUUCAGCGGCGCCGGGAAGGCCAAGAACCGGGUGGACGUGAAGCCGGCCAUGUACGACUUCCCGCAGCGAGGCGCCCCCUGCGCCCACGAGCUCGUGCCGGACACCAUCGCCGUGCACCGGCUCAAGAACAACUUCAGGUGGUCCACCACGCUCAAGUACUUCAACUUCACCGCCGGGCUCCAGCCCUCCAAGUUCUAUCGCGUCGUUUGAUGGAACGAUCGAGAGGCUGAUCUUGUGUACGUAGCAUUUUGAAUUUCAUUUUAUUUGCACGAGUCAACGGCCUGUAAAGUUGAUUUUUUUCCUUCAUUAUUUCUAAAAAGGGCCAUGCUACGGCGUGCGCUGUAGCUAUCAAAUUCCGACCAAG